This is a messenger RNA of Capsicum annuum, 787 nucleotides long. Its product is annotated as histone H3.3. Gene Ontology annotation, molecular function: protein heterodimerization activity; DNA binding; structural constituent of chromatin. The record is from RefSeq and is a predicted model, not a curated record. The transcript is spliced from 5 exons. NCBI's taxonomy places the organism in Eukaryota, Viridiplantae, Streptophyta, Magnoliopsida, Solanales, Solanaceae. The coding region runs from base 174 to 584 and encodes 136 amino acids. Gene Ontology annotation, cellular component: nucleosome.
GAUAAUCAUUAUGAACCGUCAGAUAUAAUUCGAUACACGAUCCUCAACCCCAUAACCCUUAUAUAUAAAAUCUUAACCUGCAAUUUCUUUGGAACUCUUUCAUUCACAGAAGCAAAACCAACAGAGAGAGAAGAAGAAGAAGAAAGAAGAAAAAGAAAUUUCUUUUGUAAGAGAUGGCUCGUACCAAGCAAACUGCUCGCAAGUCUACCGGAGGAAAGGCUCCCAGGAAGCAACUUGCCACAAAGGCUGCGCGUAAGUCUGCCCCUACUACUGGUGGUGUGAAGAAGCCACACAGAUAUCGUCCUGGUACUGUUGCUCUUCGUGAAAUCCGUAAGUAUCAAAAGAGUACUGAGCUCUUGAUCAGGAAGCUUCCAUUCCAGAGGCUGGUUCGUGAAAUUGCCCAGGACUUCAAGACUGAUUUGCGUUUCCAGAGUCAUGCUGUGCUUGCUCUACAAGAGGCUGCUGAGGCCUACUUGGUGGGUCUCUUCGAGGACACUAAUCUGUGUGCCAUUCAUGCCAAGCGUGUGACAAUCAUGCCCAAGGACAUUCAGCUUGCCAGGCGAAUCAGGGGCGAGCGCGCUUAGUUUAACUACUGAAGUAGUAGCUUUGUUGGUUCGUAUUUUUACUUUUCUCGUGUGUUAGUUGAAGACAAUUAAGGAAUUAGUAGUAGAGCAAUGUGCUUCUAAGUUUGUUUUGGUAGCUGUGGUCGUGUGCUGUAAGUUGUUCUGUUUUAUGUAGGGGAAAACAUGGUGAAUUUUGUUUGAAUCUCUAUAAUGUUUUGUUGUCA